AUGUCUGCGACAACUACCGCAGAGCAAGCCAGCCUUCAUACCUUGAACUUCAUUUCUCUGCUCAACGGAGAUGUCACCGAACAGGCUAACCUGCUGUCUGCUUGUGAAGACCAUGGCUUCUUUUAUCUAGAUCUUCGCGAUUGGGAUUCUGGCAAGAUGCUGCAAACCCUAGAGGAUGCUUGGGUAGUAAUGAAGCAGUGGUUUGAUCAGCAGCUGGAAGAGAAGAUGAAGACCGAGACUAUAUCCGAUGCUCACGGGUUCAAACCGCCUGGAGUGCAGUCGGGAGUCAAUGACAACACCCGAGAUGGAUUCGAAGCUCUCAGAAUUAGCCGCGUUGGUCUUCUUAAUCGCUCCCAUCUCCCAGACGUAGUGCACGAGAACCUCCAACUCUUCGAGACUCUCCAGCUCUCAGCCCACUUCCUUCUAAAAACCCUUCUAUCCCGUCUUUCCGACGCCGCAGGCCUCAAGACCGAUGACCGCUUCGAGAGCUGUCAUCCCGACCAUCUCCCCUCCAAGAGCACAAUGUUCUUCAUCCACCAUCCCCUCAGCGACGCGCUGGACGACAAAACAGCCCGCGGCCACAAUGCACACACAGACGUUGGGUCGUUUACCCUUCUUUUUACAGAACAGCCUGGAUUACAGGUAAUUUCACCUACUACUAAUAAAUGGGAAUACGUGGCUGCGAAACCAGGUCAUGCGAUUAUCAACGUCGCUGAUACACUUCGUUUCAUUUCUAAGCGACGUUUUAGAUCGGCUAUGCAUAGAGUGUUGCCUCCGGGGGGUAAAAUGAUGGAAGAUAGAUACUCAGCUGCUUAUUUCUUGCGGGCUAGUGAUAGUGCUGUUUUUAAGGGGAUGGAUGGGGAGGAGGUUACGGCGGAGCAGUGGUUUCUUAGCAAGUAUAGUAGCUUUAAUAAGACCAUGGAGGAGCAGAGGGUUGAUUCAGUUGCUACGGGUGGUAUGGACAAAGAUCUCGGGUUGAAGGAUUGA
Fusarium fujikuroi IMI 58289 is the source of this 987-nucleotide messenger RNA. RefSeq names its product related to gibberellin 20-oxidase. The record is from RefSeq and is a predicted model, not a curated record. Bases 1 to 987 code for a protein of 328 amino acids. The transcript is spliced from 3 exons. Lineage: Eukaryota; Fungi; Ascomycota; Sordariomycetes; Hypocreales; Nectriaceae. Gene Ontology annotation, molecular function: dioxygenase activity.